Scophthalmus maximus (turbot) is the source of this 3026-nucleotide messenger RNA. RefSeq names its product flavin-containing monooxygenase 5. The record is from RefSeq and is a predicted model, not a curated record. Gene Ontology annotation, molecular function: N,N-dimethylaniline monooxygenase activity; flavin adenine dinucleotide binding; NADP binding. The transcript is spliced from 9 exons. The coding region runs from base 625 to 2295 and encodes 556 amino acids. Lineage: Eukaryota; Metazoa; Chordata; Actinopteri; Pleuronectiformes; Scophthalmidae.
GGAACCGACAUUUAUGGCACCAACAACUGCCUUGCGAUAGGACAGGGCUCCAAAGUUUACCGGGACAGCGGGCGCGAGCAGGACUGGGCGUGUCCGCGGAGCGCGCGCUCCCUGUGAGCGCACCUAUUUAGGACGAGCUCCCUGUGAGCGGCUCCAUCGGAGUGGUCCAGUGGAGAAGACCCCUGGCAGUAGAGAGGACCUCUGGCAGUAGAGAAGACCUCUGGCAGUAGAGAGGACCUCUGGCAGUAGAGAAGACCUCUGGCAGUAGAGAAGACUUCUGGCAGUAGAGAAGACCUCUGGCAGUAGAGAAGUCAUCUGGCAGUAGAGAGGACCUCUGGCAGUAGAGAAGACCUCUGGCAGUAGAGAGGACCUCUGGCAGUAGAGAAGACCUCUGGCAGUAGAGAGGACCUCUGGCAGUAGAGAAGACUUCUGGCAGUAGAGAGGACCUCUGGCAGUAGAGAAGACUUCUGGCAGUAGAGAAGACCUCUGGCAGUAGAGAAGACCUCUGGCAGUAGAGAAGACCUCUGGCAGUAGGGAAGUCCUCUGGCAGUAGAGAAGUCCUCUGGCAGUAGGGAAGUCCUCUGGCGGACUGAGCUGGCUGGUUCUUCUCCACAGAGCUGCAGUAUGACUCGCCGCGUGGCCAUCGUUGGGGGCGGUAGUUCCGGUCUGGCCUGUAUCAAGUGCUGUGUGGACGAGGGGCUGGAGCCCGUCUGCUAUGAAAGCAGUGAUGACUUUGGGGGCCUCUGGAGGUUCAUGGAGAAUCCCGAUCCUGACAGGGCCAGCAUCUACCACUCUGUCAUCAUCAACACCUCCAAGGAGAUGAUGUGCUUCAGUGACUUUCCGAUCCCUGCACACUUCCCAAACUACAUGCACAACUCCCUCAUCAUGGACUACUUUCGGAUGUACGCUGAUCACUUCCAGCUCACCGAGCACAUACGCUUCAACACCAAAGUCUUGCAGGUGAAGCAGAGAUCAGAUUUCUCUCACUCAGGCCAGUGGGACGUUGAAACAGAGAACAAGGAUGGCAAAAAGGAGAAACACAUUUUUGAUGCGGUGAUGAUCUGCAUUGGACAUCACUGCCACCCCCACCUGCCUCUCCAUGACUUCCCAGGCAUUGAAACUUUCCAAGGAAAGUAUUUCCACAGUCGAGACUACAAGACUCCUGGGGAGGGGAGGGAUAAAAAGGUUGUCGUGGUUGGAAUAGGGAACUCUGGAGGAGACAUUGCAGUGGAGCUGAGCAGAGUCACCAAACAGCUUUACCUGAGCACUCGGAGAGGAGCCUGGAUUCUGAACAGAGUUGGGAGCAAUGGCCUACCCAUGGAUUUGAGCUACAACAGGGGGUUUAGUGUUCUACAGAAAAUACUACCCUACAACGUUGUCUGUAGUCUGGGAGAGAGCAUGCUAAACCAAAGAUUUGACCACAGACUGUACAAUCUUAAGCCAAAACACAGGUUGUUGAGCCAACAUCCCACAGUGAAUGAUGAGCUUCCCAACCGCAUCCUGUCUGGAACAGUUCAGGUGAAACCCAACAUCCGCAGAUUCCAAGGGUCCAGUGUGGAGUUUGACGAUGGCAGUAUAGUGGAAGACGUUGACCUGGUGGUGUUUGCCACAGGUUACAGGUUUUCCUUUCCAUUCCUGGCCUCGCACGUGGUGUCAGUGUCUGAGAACAAAGCAUCUCUGUACAAGUAUGUGUUUCCUCCUGAGUUGGACCAUCCUACACUGGCUAUCAUUGGUCUAGUGCAGCCACUGGGAGCCAUUAUGCCCAUCUCUGAGAUGCAGGCCAGAUGGGCCACACGUGUCUUUAAAGGCUGCAUCAAGCUUCCCUCAGUGCCUGCCAUGCUAAAAGAUGUCCAGUGCAAGCGGGACACCAUGGCCAAAAGGUACGUAGACAGUUCGAGACACACUAUCCAGGUUGACUAUGUCAGCUACAUGGAUGAGAUAGCAAAACUGGUGGGGGUUCGGCCAAACAUCCCAAAGUUGCUGCUGACUGAUCCCAGGCUCGGACUAAAUGUGAUGCUUGGCCCUUGCACACCGUACCAGUAUCGUCUCAGAGGGCCAGGGAAGUGGCCUGGGGCCCGUCAGGCCAUCUUCACUCAGUGGGAGAGAGUGGCUCAGCCCAUGCAGACCAGACCUUGUGAUGAGCCCAAACCCAAGAAAUCAUAUCAGUGGCCUCUGAUUCUGUCAGCUGCUGCCGUGGGCUUGGCUGCAUACAUUCACAGGAACAACCUUCCAGCUCUCCUACAAGAUCCCACUGCACUGCUGGACAAGAUUAAAGUGUACCUGCCUGCAGAGUAAUGUGCAUUUAAUACUUAUUCAUUCCUUAAUCCAUACAUUUCUGACAUGAUUGUGGCAUUACAAUGCAUUGCUGACUUAUAAUAGUGGUAUAUACACUGCAGAUAUAUAGGGAAAGCAAUAUUCAGAAAAUUAACUAUAUAUAUAUAUAUAUAUUAUAUAUAUAUAUAUCAAAAAAAGGUGUGUGUAAAAAUGUGCACAGACAAUAUGAGUAUGGAUUAUUAAUGUCCCAGAUGAUCCAUUUAUUCUACUAUUAAUUUACUGUUUGAUUAUUUUUAACUAAAUGUAUCCAUUUGGUUUCAUAAGAGUUUAUGUAAAUCUUUAAGUUAACUUUUUAAUUAACUUAAAGUAAAAAUUAAGUAACUCAGCUUUAUCACACUGAGGUAAACCUUUUUCAUUUACAUUACUCCAUAUCUAGGUGAGUUGAAAAUAAUCCACGUUGUCCAAUGGUGCCACCCAUUGGUGGCCUUAGAAUUUACCUGAUGUUUUUUUGUUUUUUUUAAUUAAGCUACACUAUGUAUUGUAUACAGUAGUCCUCUGUGUCUCACUGCAUCAUACUGGGAUCAUGUGAGUAAAGGUGUCCCUCUAAGAUCUCUUAGUGUCUCAUGAAGUCGAAGACUGCAGUUCAGAUUGUUUUCUUUUGAAGAAGGCGUGGUACAGUUGUCUGGUCACAGUUGCCCAUAAAAAAGAAUCAAGACAUUAAAUUGGAAAUAAAAAAUAACAUGUCAGACUAA